This is a messenger RNA of Diceros bicornis minor, 3104 nucleotides long. It is a transcript of the gene IER2, whose product is annotated as immediate early response 2. The transcript has a single exon. NCBI's taxonomy places the organism in Eukaryota, Metazoa, Chordata, Mammalia, Perissodactyla, Rhinocerotidae. The coding region runs from base 1417 to 2076 and encodes 219 amino acids. The record is from RefSeq and is a predicted model, not a curated record.
CCCGGAAGAAGCCCGCUACUGCCGGGUACGGAGAUCCCGGCCCCUGUCCUUAUAUGGGCAGCCGGAAGCAGUUCGCGCGCUAUGCCCUACGUCACUGCUUCCAAAUUUAGUUGUGGAAGUCUCGCGGAGCCAGUGGCGGGAAGGCUCCGCGCGCCAGACGGCGGGGGCGGAGCCUCCCCUUAAAGGGCCCGCGCGCGCCACGAAUGAAUGGAGCUUUUCGACAAUUUUGCACUUUUUUUGGAGGAACUGGAAACAGGUUUUCUUGGAGCCUUAGCGCGUAGCGGAGGGUGGGGCUGCUGUUGUCUGUCUAUUUGCUCUAUCUCUGCGUUGCUCAAGUUUCCAGGUCCCACCCCAGUCACGCCUUCCGCGGCGCAGAGGCGGAGCACGGCCGCGUCGUCCGGGGGGUGGCAGCCACGUGUUCACGCGGACUGUCGUGCGGCCGGCUCCCCCGCCUUCCGAGCGCCAAGCCCACCCGUGGAGCUCGUGCCGAGGGGAACUGGGGGGACGCCCAGUGCUGAGCGCAGACGCCGCAGCCCGGGCCGCGCUCGUGUCUGCAGACAUCCGCCGCCCGUGGAGUGGGCCGCUUUGCCCUGGAGCCAGCCAGCGCCGCCCGCCUCCUCACCGCCCACAAACAAGGGGAGUGCGCCGGAGAGACGGCAGAGCUGGAGGCCCCGCUGGUCCCCUGUCACCGCAGUGGCCCACUUAUUCGUUUAGCAAAUACUGGACGAGUCACUCGACCUCGGUUUCCCCACCCGAGGAAAUCAGGUACAACUGUCCCUCCGCGGAGUGGAGGUGAGGGAUCAAGCAGGUAUUUAUGAAACGAAAGCCCGUAGCAGCGCCUGGCACGUAGUAAGCACAUUGUUAUUGAUUCAGAAAACAUUAAUUAGGCGCCUGGUGGAUGCUGGGAACCGUGCCCACGGGGGAUGUACCGGCUCCUACCCGGGUCUUCCCGGGUGCCCAGGGAAACCUGCCGCCUACGACCCGCUGGGGCCGCCAGAGGCAAGCACGUGGGCGGGCCCUGAGCGCCCCCGCGGCCCCCCUCCCCGGGGCCUGCGCGCGGGCGCAUUCGGGGACCCCGAGAAAGAAGACCACCCCGAGGGCUCAGCGUGGGCUGGGGCGCGCUCCUCCUCGCCGGCUCCGGUCCCUUUUCUCCGCUGGGUAAAUUCCACCCUGUCGCUUUAAGGAGGCCCCGGCCGCGGCGCGCUGGAAAGCCCGGAUGGGGCUCUCUGACUGGGCGGGGCGUCUCCGGCACUUCCCUCCGAGUAUAAAAGGCCCGGGUGGCGGGCGCCCGAGCAGAACGUCCGAGCGGUGUCCUAGCGUGGGUGGGCCCGCGGAGAAAGCGCGAGCGAGCGUGGCGUCCUGAGUGCACCUGCUCCCUGUCCUGCCCCGCCCCGGAGGCCCCGCCGCCGAGCCGCCAUGGAGGUGCAGAAGGAGGCGCAGCGCAUCAUGACCCUGUCGGUGUGGAAGAUGUACCACUCGCGCAUGCAGCGCGGUGGCCUGCGGCUGCACCGGAGCCUGCAGCUGUCGCUGGUCAUGCGCAGCGCCCGGGAGCUCUACCUCUCGGCCAAGGUGGAAGCCCACGAGCCCGGGGCGCCCUUGCCGCCCGCCCGCUCCCCUGACCCUCGCUUGCACCCGCGGGAAGCGGAAGCAGCAGCCGAGGCAGCGCCCCUCGACGGCGAGCAGUCCUCUCCGGAGCCCAUGGACACACAGGAGGCGCCGAGAGCCGAGGAGCCCCCCGCCCGCUGUGCCCCGCGCCCCGCCAAAGUCAGCCGCAAGCGGCGGAGCAGCAGCCUGAGCGACGGCGGGGACGCCGGACUGGUCCCGAGUAAGAAAGCGCGCCUAGAAGAGGGGGAGGAGGGGGCCUCUUCGGAGCUGCGAGAUCGCCUGCAGCCUCCGGCGCAAGCCGAGGGCGCCUUCCCCAACCUGGCGCGCGUCCUCCAGCGGCGCUUCUCCGGCCUCCUGAACUGCAGCCCCGCCGCCCCCCCGACGGCGCCGCCGGCGUGCGAGGCGAAGCCGGUCUGCCGCCCGGCGGACAGCAUGCUGAACGUGCUGGUGCGGGCCGUGGUGGCCUUCUGAGGGCCCCCGAGCGGCGCGAUCGGAGCCCAGAGCGCGGGCCGAACCGUCGGCCUGAGUGCGCGGACCCGAGGCGAGGCCAGCCCCCGGGGGAGCGCCCGCGGAAACCGUGGAGAGGAGCCGCUGCCGGGGCUGCCGAGAGCCCCGGAGAGGGACUCUGCCCCCGGGAGCCGUCGCCAGGUGCGAGCAGCGGCGGCGCCGAGGAGCCUGAGCCGGGGGCGCGGGCGCCUUCCGCCAAGACCGGGCGCGCCCACAGGUGCUGUCUGAACGGACUGGGCCGUGGCCCUUUCUCUCUCCUGGGACUGGGAGAAGGGAGGCUUGGUUCUUUCCACUUCUCAGGGUCGGACUUGACUUUUUCACUGGGGGCUGCGCUGCCCUUUCAAGGUUUUUCGGUAGUUGGUGUCGGCGUUUCCAACCUCAGAGAAUUCCAGGUCCGCCCCUCCCCCUCUAGUGACAUACUUGUGCAAGCGGUCAUUGUUGCGUCAUGGGCCAGACGUGGAGCGCUUCCUGUUGGCCUUGCGUGGGUGUGGGCCCUGGGAGGAGGGUCUGGGGUGUGCACCGCCCUGGGGAAUGGGAGGAGGGCGGCCUGAGUCACUUCGCCCCCGCGUGCUGCGGGUUAGUGCCCCGCGCCCCUGCGCCUUCGAGUGGGGCUGGGGCCUGAUCUAAUUUCAGGUUAAAGUUUUCUCAUCUGGUGCGUUACAAGUGGGAAUAUGGUCACAGUCUCCAGCAUGACCUUCCUUCAGACACGCCGAUCCAAUCGACCCAGACGUUCCUGGUGUGAAUCACAAAAAGGGGGGAGGGGGUGUUCAGGGCGCUAUAAGGCUGAGCCGGGACCAGUUGCUGGUUGGACUGGGCCAGUAUGGGGAGGGGGAGAUUCUCGCCAGGGCGUUCCGAGGGUCUGUUUACUUGUUUACUGUGGUGUCUUCUGUUUAACUCCGUCUAUCUGGCCCUUUGCUAGAAACGCCAGAUAGAAAAAUAAAGACCAUUUGGAUAAAAACUCUGCUGCCCGUCUGGUUUUCUUCCCUGGCGGG